AUCGAAGUUUAUUAAUGAAUUCAGUUUAUUUUUAUUGUUUGUGCAACAUCAUACCAAAUGAAACAAAGUCUUUCGAGAUUUUCAACAGAUUAGUGUAAAAAAAUAGUAGAUGUGAGAAAACAAAUAGAUAAAACAAAACAGAUCACAUAUUUAGUGCAAUAAUAUAAAACACAAAACAUCAACAGCUCUUCAACAUUAUGAUAGCUUUGUCCUCUGCAGGGCCCCCUGUCUGCCAUGUUGCAGAUGAAGCACCAUGCUGAGUUUCAGUACAUCAGCCCACUCUGAACCACAGCUUUGAAGAUUAUUGUGGAUUCUAAUAUUGGGAGAUGUUUGAAUCAGUUUCCUCGCAGCUCAGUUAUCUUGUCUGACACAAUACUGUGUCUACUAUCCACAGACAAACAUACAACUCAAUAACAGGAGAUAUUUUCCAUGUGGCUUUGUUAAACAUUGUAAAUUACUGACUGAAGCCCAGGUAUUUUCCAAGAGGAGGAUUGAUGUUUUAUCACAAGUUUGGUAAGAUAAUCCCCACAAUGCUGCUGAUACUCAUCUGUGUAAACAUAUAUGGUUCUCUUUAUUAAUACUUUAUUUAUACAGGGCACUACAGCUUAGUAUACUGCAGCAUUUGUAGUGGAAGAUAAUCAGUCACCAGUAAGGACGUUUGGUUACAUAAAAACAUAAAGGACAACUUCAAUGACAGAAACAUACUAUUAAAAUCAAGCAAUACUAAAAGAAAAAUAAUUAAUUACAACGUUAUCUGAUUAAGAGAACAAAAAUGACCUGCUAUUAAAAUUUCUAUGCUCAUAUAGUCAGCUCUGGAGAAAAUGUUAAUAAGGACAUUUUGAGUGAAUCAGAAUAACAAAACUGUUGCUUUAAAAAACCAAUUAUGUUUAAAAUAAUUAUGUGGGCACAAAUUCCAGUCAUUAAUAUUAUGUGCUUGUAAACCAGACUGCAUUGCUGUGAAUUAGGGUUUGUAAAAAGAAAAAAAAAAACUGGGAAUUUCAGCUUUGUGCAUGUGUAGAAAAUAAUGUGUGUGUAAAACAGAUUUGUACUUGUAAAAAAUAAUUACAGAAAUUGCAAAUUUUCUUUGUGAAGGUCUGUUUACAGAUCCAAAGCUAAAAGCUACGUGUAAAACUCUGUGCUCAUGUUCACCAAUGUCAGUGUGAGUUUCAGCUUGCAAGCACGAAUUUUGACCAGAACUUUCUUCCCCUCAGCCGAUUGGUUGAUGUCAAGUCAAUCACAAAUGUAACCGUCCAAUCAGAAAUACUGAAAAAUGGCAAGAAGAAAUAUUGUGCUACAAGAAAGCCAUAAGAAAAACUUAGACAGGGGGUUCGGCGUGUGGUUGUAUAGGUAAAGCAUGCACACCAUAUACAGAGGCUAUGAGUCCUCGAUGCAGCCAUCUGGGGUUCAAUUCCCGACCCUGGGACCUUUGCCGCAUGUCUUCUCCCAUUCUGUCUCUGUCUAUUUCCUCUUUGUGUCUUGGUCAGAUGAGAUCUAAGUCCCCUGGACAGAUGAGACGAAAAUGUAACUUUCUGUCCUACAAGCGAAAUACUAUGUCUGGCAGAAAACUAACACUGCUCUUCACAUUCAACACAACAUCCCCUAGAUGAAAAGCAGUGGUGGCACUAUUAUGCUGUGGGGAUGCUUGUGUUCAGCGGGAAUAGCUUGUUAGAGUUGUCGAGAAGGUGGAUGGGGAUAAAUAUACGGGAAGAAAACCUGCUAGAGGCUGCACAUUUUUGAGACUGGGGACAAUGUUAAUCUUCUAGCAGGACAACAAAUCUAGACAUCCAGCCAGAGCUGCAAUGGAAUGGUUUAGACCAAAGCAUAUUCAUGUGUUAGAAUGGCCCAGUCAAAGUCCAGACCUAAAUAGUUGAAAAUCACUUGCAAGACUUGAGCAGUCCUUAAAAAGGUUUGCUGCGGUAACUCCAACAGAAUGUGGUUGUAUCAAACAGGUGGACUGAAUACUUUGUUGGGCCACACUGUUGAGAUUUGAUCAGUAAAAAGAUUUUAAAGGUAUGUUACUUCCACUUUACAAUUAUGAAUAUUAGCGUUGGCCUUUUACAUAAAAUCCCAAUAAAAUACAUAGAAGUUUGAGAUUGUAACAUGAAAAACCUGUGAGAAGGUUCAAGAGGUAUGAAUACUUUUACACAGUAAAGACACAGUAAAAUCUCGGUUUGUUCUGAGAUAUAACCUUACAUUUGUACAUUUCUGUAUCUUCUCUUUAACAAAAUAACCAAUUGUUUUAUGUUGUUUGGAUUGAACUGGAUCGUAGUUUAUCCACUGAAUCGUUUGACUUUUGAAGCUGUUUUUAGCGUUAGAUGUUAGCUUUGUUUCCGGACUUUUUUCAUCUUUAUAAGUCUCACAGUUUAUGAUGUAGUUAUAAAUGUCAGCAGUCAGACAAAACGCCCUUCAUCACUCACUGCUCUAAGCCGGAGCACACGUUACAUAAAGUGGCUAUCCAACCCCACGUCACGCAGAGAAACGGGUUUAUAAACUUCUUCUGUGGGCUGUGGGAUCAGACUGAACUGCGGCAUCAUGAGUCUCAUCGUGGACCUGCUGCUGAUGCUCAUCGAUGUUACCUACUCCAUUUUGUGCGCCGUGGUGCGCACCUUCCUCCAUCCCAGGCUGAAGAGCAUCGACGGGGAGCUGUGUCUGAUCACGGGAGCCGGGGGCGUCCUGGGUCGACUCUUUGCCCUGGAGUUUGCCAAAGAGGGGGCGCACCUCAUCCUGUGGGACUGUAACACGGCUGCCAACGAGCAGACAGCGCAACUGGCUCGGAAGCUGGGAGUGGAAGUGCGCACCUACACCGUGGACCUCUCCAAGCGCCAGAGCAUCUACGAGACGGCUGGGAGGGUGAGAUCGGAGGUCGGGGACGUGUCUAUCCUGGUCAACAAUGCGGGGGUGGUGGCCGGACAGAGGCUGCUGGAGUGUCCGGACGAGCUUCUGGAGAGGUCUCUGCUGGUGAACUGCCAUGCGCUGUUUUGGAUGACAAAAGCCUUCCUGCCUCAGAUGAAAGCAAGAAACCACGGCCACAUUGUCACCAUUGCCAGUGCCCUGGGAUUGUUCACCACAGCAUUUGUAGAGGAUUACUGUGCCAGUAAGUUUGGUGCUGUCGGUUUCCACGAGUCACUGGCACACGAGCUGCGAGCAGAAAACCAUUAUGGCAUCAAAACCACUUUGGUGUGCCCCUACAUUAUAGACACAGGGAUGUUUGCAGGCUGUGAGAUCAGGAAAGAGAUUCAGAGUCUGAUUCCUCCACUUGAGCCUCUUUAUACGGCCCAGCAAUCCAUGAAAGCCAUCCUAGGAGAGCAGGAAAUGGUCUGCAUUCCUCGCAUUAUGUACAUCCCGUUCAUCGCAAGAGCGUUGUUGCCUUGGGAGGCCAACAUUGUGACGUAUCGGUUUAUGGGAGGUGAUAAGUGCAUGCUACCAUUCAUCAAGAACGCUGAGAUGAAGACCUUGAAUGGUCACAUGAAAUCUUCCAAUGAUGCCUUCUAGUGUUUUUGAAUGGACUGGUGCAAACGCCAAAGGCUUGCUGUGCAUUUUGGAUUACAGUGCAGGCCCUGGUACAGAUGUGCAAAAAGCUUUAAAAAAAAAUUAUUCUUUUAUUGAAGUAGCAUAAUCUCACAUUGAAAAUGUUUAAAAUAUUCAAACUUUCUCACAGGGGAGAAACAAGUUCAAUGUUAAUAUUUGUUUAAUCUCCGGUGGAACAAUUAUUGGCACCCCGCUGGUCUGGGCUAAGAAGAACCAGACUGUUCUUCUUAGCCGGGUCUAAAGUCCUCUUUUCAGAAGAGUUUCCAGUCAGUAAAGUCAGUAUUUAGGGUGCCAUGUCAUCUGCUUGUGUUGGUCCAAUGCGUUUUCUGAAGUCCAGAGUCAACGUAGCCAUUUACCAGAACAUUAUAGAGCACUUCAUGCUUCCCUCCUUUCGUUUUCCAGCAGGACCUGGAACCGGCCCACUCUGCCAAAGGUACUAAAAUCUGGUUGAAUGACCAUGGUGUUACUGAGCUUGACUGGUCAGCUAAUCUUGUAUUGUCAAGAGCAAGAUGAGAGACACCAGAACCAACAAUACAGAUGAUCAGAAGAUUGCCAUCAAAGCAACCUGGGCUUCAAUCACAUCUCAGCAGAACCACAGACUGAUCGCCUCCAUGUCACGCCACACUGAUGCAGUAAUUCAUGUAAAGGAGGCCCAACAAAGUAUUAAGUCCAGAAAGGAAAAUUUUUCAGAAGCCUGAAAUUUCUGUUUAAAACAUCUUAUUCUAAUUUUUGAGACUAAAUUGUGUUUUUAUAAUCUUUAAGCCAUAAUAAUUAAAAAUUGCAAGAAAUAAAGGAUUAAAAUAUU
Messenger RNA from Girardinichthys multiradiatus, 4333 nucleotides. RefSeq names its product retinol dehydrogenase 20 (gene rdh20). Lineage: Eukaryota; Metazoa; Chordata; Actinopteri; Cyprinodontiformes; Goodeidae. The record is from RefSeq and is a predicted model, not a curated record. Gene Ontology annotation, molecular function: oxidoreductase activity, acting on the CH-OH group of donors, NAD or NADP as acceptor. The transcript has 5 exons. Gene Ontology annotation, cellular component: lipid droplet. The coding region runs from base 2533 to 3492 and encodes 319 amino acids.